Rhizophagus irregularis DAOM 181602=DAOM 197198 is the source of this 651-nucleotide messenger RNA. RefSeq lists its product as uncharacterized. Gene Ontology annotation, biological process: mitochondrial respiratory chain complex IV assembly. Lineage: Eukaryota; Fungi; Glomeromycota; Glomeromycetes; Glomerales; Glomeraceae. The record is from RefSeq and is a predicted model, not a curated record.
UCGAAUAUCUUCCUUUCCUAACGUUCUUGCGUUUAGAAUACAAUCCUAUAGUGCUUUUUUGAAUGAAUGAAAUGCAAUUACAUUCAUGAUAAUUUAAUUUUAAUAUGCGUCCAAUAAUAAAUGCAAGAUUAACAGCAGCACAAAAAUCAAAAGUUACAUUUACGUUAUUCUCAAGUGUUGCUUUAUUUGCAAUAUUUACAGUUGCGGCUCCAGCUAUUUUGCCUUGCCCAGCAUUUGAUGAAACUCAACGUAAAGCAUUAUUAGAACAACGUCGUAAAGCUAAAUUAAUUGGAAGAAAAGAGGUUGUAAUUGAACCUAGAAAACAUAAUCAACAAUAUCAAAAGAAAGUUGAAAGUUAAUAUUUGAUGUGAUGUAUAUAGAACGAGUCGAAAUUGGGUGAUUAGUUUAUAAUUCGUGAAAGAUUGUAGUAAAAAGUAUUUAGUAGUAGAAUGUGUCAUGUAUAUAUAUACUGUAUAUCUCAUUUUUUUCUUAUUUGAUGGCAAUUUAUUAUUUAGUGCUAGAUGUAACAAUUUUUAUUCAACAUAUAUUUACAUUUAGUAUUUAAAUAUAACAUUUAAAUGAAUUUUAUCUACAUUUUUUUUUUUUUUUCAUUGCGAUUAAAUAUAAUAAACAUUCUAAUGAAAAUUUUUU